AUGGGAAAGUACAUGAAGAAAUCGAAGAUCACAGGUGGUGACGUCGCGCUGCUUAUGGAGCUCGGGCACCCUCCCCAGGCGGCCUCCAUUGGUGUCUGUACUAGAGCCAAGGCUUUGGCCCUCCAACGGCUCCAGAAAACCACUCCCUCACCCGCGGUUGCACCGAACCAAGAUGCCUCAUCUCUGUGCUACCUACACCCACGCAGCCGCCGCCUCCUGAAACCUCCUCCUCCUUUACUCAUAAAACAACAGCCGCAGCAACCGCAACAGCCAAGAGAGUGCUGUAGGGAGAGCCCUAGCCCCAGGCCCAAUUCGAGACCGAGGGUGGGGCAGGUGGACUCGGGGUUGGUGGAGGAGUAUGAGCGGGGAUGCUUUGGUACAUUUUGCAAGGGGAAUGAAGCAGAGGAGAGAUGA
This is a messenger RNA of Juglans regia (Persian walnut), 414 nucleotides long. Its product is annotated as cyclin-dependent kinase inhibitor 3-like. The coding region runs from base 1 to 414 and encodes 137 amino acids. Gene Ontology annotation, biological process: negative regulation of cyclin-dependent protein serine/threonine kinase activity. NCBI's taxonomy places the organism in Eukaryota, Viridiplantae, Streptophyta, Magnoliopsida, Fagales, Juglandaceae. The record is from RefSeq and is a predicted model, not a curated record. Gene Ontology annotation, molecular function: cyclin-dependent protein serine/threonine kinase inhibitor activity. The transcript has a single exon.